CUGCGUCAAGUGGUCUUGUAGAAGAUAAUACUUGUCCUACAAAACUUGCCUGACUUUCCUGUUGAGUCAUCUGCAUUCACCAAAGCUAUGGUGAUGCUCUAUUAAAUGAGUUUUGAUAUUAUUACUGUAAGUUCUAAUCCAUUCAGGUGCUUCUCCUGCUACUGGUCACUCUCUUAAAGCCCAAAAGCUCCAAAUGAGAUCAACAGAGCAACAUGUUUGCUUCUCCUCCCUGCUGGCAACAACAGCUUGCUUCCAAAGGAGAAAUCUGAAAGUCCUCAGAAAGUGAGCUAGCUGUAUGGAUGGCUGAGCAACUGUGGACGUGAGUGGAGCCUCAGAUAAAAGACUGGAGAACCUACAAAACCUGCUGAGAACAAAGAAGCCCUGAAUCUCAGUGCAAACACUUUUGAGCUUAAGGAGCUGAAUCUGAAUGAAGUGUACUAUCUCCAGUUUCCCACAUCUCCUGGGGCAGCUGGUCAGAAACCUGGAUGGAACAUGAGGCUACCCAGCUAGAAAAGCAGCACGUGCACAGUGUGUAUGAGAAUACAGCUGCCUACUUUAGUGAUCUGCAGAGCAAAGCGUGGCCUCGUGUUCGGAACUUCCUGCUGGAACAAAAGCCUGGCAGUCUUGUUGUUGAUAUUGGCUGUGGAACUGGAAAGUAUCUCAGUGUCAACAGUCAAGUGUAUAAUCUCGGUUGUGAUUACUGUGAAGCAUUGGUAGAGAUUGCAAGGAAGAAAGAUGAUGAAGUUCUGGUGUGCGACAACCUUAACCUUCCCUUUAGGGACCAGUGCUUCAAUGCAGUCAUUUCCAUUGGAGUGAUACAUCAUUUCUCAACUAAGCAAAGAAGAAUCAAAGCAAUAAAGGAAAUGGCAAGGGUAUUGGUACCUGGAGGCCAGAUAAUGAUUUAUGUUUGGGCUAUGGAACAAAAGAAUCGUCGCUUUGAGAAACAAGAUGUAUUUGUUCCAUGGAACAAGGCCUUGUGCUCACGCCAUUUUUCAGAAUCAAAUCAAUCCGGAGAUAAGGGUGAGUUUGUGCAUACUGCAAAAGGCCAAGACAUACACCCUGCACAGCUCGUCAUCUCUGAGUGCAGCUACCAAACCAAUUUGCAGCCAGAAACUGAUUCAAAACAUUCCCACAGUAUGGGCCAUUGCUUACCCAGAGCCUGCUGCAUGAAAAUUUCUGAAGAAGAAAACAGGUUUUACAGUGCUCUGGGAAGAUCUUUCCGCUCAUGGUUUUUCUCCAGAUCCCUUGAUGAAUCAGCCCUGAGAAAGCAGUGUGAUAAAAUGAAGCACCUGAAACAGGAAGGAGUUUGGGCAAACAGUACUGACUUGAAACAUGAAGGGGUAUGGGCAAACAGUACUGUCCCCAUUCAGCAUUCACGACACUGCAGUUUGGAUUUAGGUCCUCACAGGGCACUGUUAAAAGAACAAAGUUUAGACGAUGAUGAUGUGUUCGUGGAAAGUCUGUCCCUCAAAAAACCACAGUGGUCACCAGCCACAGAUGCACUGAAGGAUUUAAGUUUAAAUGGAGGACACCAAAAUGUAGCUCAGAGCAAGGAUGACAAAGCUUCAGUUAAAAAUGGCCCAGUGGAAGACAGGGACUGCAGCUGUGGUUGUAAUAAAGAUGGUGCUGGUAAGUCUGAUGCCAGCAAGUUUUUCAAAAGAACUUCAACAACUGACUCCACUGACUCGGCUUUGGAUUCAGCAGUGUCUGUAGGGGACCAAACUGAUGCCAUGUUGGAUACAAAGGCCUUCAUGCGUUAUUACCACGUUUUUCGGGAAGGGGAGCUGUGUUCUCUGGUAGAAGAGAACGUGCCUGAGCUUCAGAUACUUUCUUCCUGCUAUGACCAUGGAAACUGGUGCAUUAUUGCAGAGAGAAGAGGAACAUAGCUGUAAACAGAACAAAGCAGAAUCCAGUGACUGAGGAUUUUAAGCUGCUGCUUGUUUUACUGUGAUUGUGCAGUGUGACAUGGAAUUUGAAUCUUGUUGUUGUGUGCCAUUUAUUUCUGAUUUAUUAUCUCUCUGACUAUUUAACUAGAUAAUACAAGGUCUGUAUAUAGGAAUAUAAGUGGCAAAAAAUAUUUAUGUUUUGUUAAACUUUUAUGAAAUUAAAACGGGAGAGUUUUAUAUUGCUUUUAGCAAAUAAUUGUGUUUUAAAAUAUACUUUUCUAUUGAGAAAUAAAACCUUUUUAUAAGACAA
Messenger RNA from Empidonax traillii (willow flycatcher), 2196 nucleotides. RefSeq names its product tRNA methyltransferase 9B (putative) (gene TRMT9B). The transcript is spliced from 7 exons. NCBI's taxonomy places the organism in Eukaryota, Metazoa, Chordata, Aves, Passeriformes, Tyrannidae. Gene Ontology annotation, cellular component: cytoplasm; nucleus. The coding region runs from base 486 to 1886 and encodes 466 amino acids. Gene Ontology annotation, biological process: tRNA wobble uridine modification. Gene Ontology annotation, molecular function: tRNA binding; S-adenosylmethionine-dependent methyltransferase activity. The record is from RefSeq and is a predicted model, not a curated record.